Molecule: messenger RNA, 635 nt
Organism: Dipodomys ordii (Ord's kangaroo rat)
Lineage: Eukaryota; Metazoa; Chordata; Mammalia; Rodentia; Heteromyidae
Product: signal transducer and activator of transcription 5B-like
Exons: 4
Biological process (GO): defense response; regulation of transcription by RNA polymerase II; cell surface receptor signaling pathway via JAK-STAT
Molecular function (GO): DNA-binding transcription factor activity, RNA polymerase II-specific; RNA polymerase II cis-regulatory region sequence-specific DNA binding
Source: RefSeq, a predicted model, not a curated record
GGGCAGGGUGCCAUUUGCUGUGCCCGACAAAGUGCUGUGGCCACAGCUGUGCGAGGCGCUCAACAUGAAAUUCAAGGCCGAAGUACAGAGCAACCGGGGCCUGACCAAGGAGAACCUCGUGUUCCUGGCACAGAAGCUGUUCAACAGCAGCAGCGCCCACCUGGAGGACUACAGCAGCAUGUCCGUGUCCUGGUCCCAAUUCAACAGGGAGAAUUUGCCGGGACGGAAUUAUACUUUCUGGCAGUGGUUUGACGGUGUGAUGGAAGUGUUAAAAAAACAUCUCAAGCCUCAUUGGAAUGAUGGGGCCAUCCUGGGUUUUGUGAACAAGCAACAGGCUCAUGACCUCCUCAUUAACAAGCCAGAUGGGACCUUUCUGCUGAGAUUCAGUGACUCAGAAAUCGGUGGAAUCACCAUUGCCUGGAAGUUUGAUUCUCAGGAGAGGAUGUUUUGGAAUCUGAUGCCUUUUACCACCAGAGACUUUUCCAUCCGGUCACUGGCCGACCGUCUGGGGGACUUGGAUUACCUUAUAUACGUGUUUCCUGAUCGGCCAAAAGAUGAAGUAUACUCCAAAUAUUAUACACCAGUUCCAUGCGAGCCUGCCACUGGUAACAAUGUUCGCAUUCUGAUUUCAUUUG